UCCAGAAAACAUCAAUAAUAUUGCAGUGUGCUUUCUCCUUCCCCAUUUCAGUGUUCUUCAUUCUUCGUAAAAUCACAAUUAUUGUUAAUAUUUUAUAACACAAAUAAAAUUUUAAGAAUUAAAUAUUCAAUUACUAAAAAUAACAUUAAGGUAAAAUGAUUGCAUAGCUUCUCCUCCCAUUCCCAUAGGCGAUAGUUGAGGCGACGAGACCUAAGAUUCAAAUUUCAGCAACCAUUGAAGCAAACUUCAACGACAAAGCCGCCGGACCACUCCGUCUUCACGGAAUCACAGAUUCACAGCCACAUUUCCGCAGGAUCGCCGCGGCCUUCGCCGUGUAUUCGUCUCAGUCAGCAGCUCCCUCGACCGUCAUAAAUCGUACGAUAGCAGCUUGCAGCUCCUCAGUGUAUAGGCAUUGCCUCCAGCUGUAAUGCUCCAGUAAAGUAACCAUGUAUCGCCGUAUGAUAAUAGCAAAUCAUCCAAAUGUAUGUGUUCCCUUGAUCUCCACAUGUGAGAAUUUAUUUAUAAAUGCUCGUUCCCAUUACUCUAGUACAUGCCAUUUUCAGCGGCAUUUACACAAUUCGUCAAAAUCUGUAUCACUUCCGGCAAAAGAAUGUUUUAAGGCAUUUGUGCUAAACUUUAUGCCGGUUUCUUUCUAUUCUUCUGAUGCAAUCCAACGCCUGAGGGGCCCCCCAUCAAGGUCUCUGAGAAGGAGAAUGCGCAAAAGAGCUUUGGCUGCUGCCAAACCUGUUCUUGAUGAAUCCCGGGUUCAAAGGGCAAUAUCUCGACUUCCACCUAGAUUUACCCCUGAGGAGCUGUGCAAUGUCAUGAAUGUAGAAGAAGACCCUUUGGUGUGUUUAGAAUUGUUCAACUGGGCAUCAACUCAACAUAGGUUUAGGCAUGAUGCCUCAACGUUCCACAUAACCAUACAGAGGCUUGGUGCAGUGAAAAUGUAUCAGGAGAUGGAUGAUGUUGUCAAUCAAGUGCUUGCUGUUCCCUCUAUUGGUUCUGAGGCACUUUACAAUACUAUGAUAUACUACUUCACAGAAGCUAGGAAGUUGACUAGAGCUGUAAAUAUAUUUAAGCAUAUGCAAAACAGUAAGAAAUUGGAUUGCAGGCCGUCAAUAAGAACUUACAAUAUUCUUUUUGCUGCACUUUUGAGUAAGGGAAAGAAUUCUUAUAUAAGUCACCUGUAUAUGGAGACCAUUCGUAGCCUAUUUAAACAGAUGAUUAGUGAUGGGGUUGAACCAGAUAUCUUUUCCUUGAAUUCUAUGAUAAAAGGAUAUGUUCUUUCACUUCAUGUGAAUGAUGCUCUGAGGAUAUUUCACCAGAUGGGUGUUGUCUAUAAGUGCCAUCCGAACUCUUUUUCCUAUGAUUAUCUGAUCCAUGGAUUGUGCGCACAAGGUAGAACAAAGAAUGCCACAGAACUAUGUGAUGAAAUGAAAAGGAAAGGAUUCAUUCCCAGUAGCAAAUCUUACAACUCACUGGUGAACUCUUUAGCUUUGGGUGGAGAGGUAGAAAAUGCAGUAAAAUUAUUGUGGGAGAUGAAUGACAAUCAUCAAUCAGUUGACUUCAUUACGUACAAGACAGUGGCUGAUGAAAUAUGCCGGCAACAGAGCGUACAUAAUGCUAUGAGUUUUUUGAAAGAGUUGCAUGACAAGGAUCUUAUUGAUGGCCAUACUUAUAAAAAGCUUUCAUAUGAACUUGAAGACAAUUAUCCCAAUUCCCAAGACAAGCGUGGGCGUGGCAAAUUGUUAUAGGUAUUGUACCCAAAGUGACUGUUAGUUUUCCAGUUCUUUUCUUUAGCGGGAAUGCCACUGGGUUGAAGUACUUUAUGACACAGUUGAGAAAUUAUGAGUAAGAUAUAACAUAUAAUGAUGUAUAACAGAUAACUGAUGAUUUUGUUGAUAAUCCUCUGGUAGCGGUGGUAAUGAUUCCGUUCUUCAGCUAAUAAUGCGGUUUCUGCCAACUAAGCCACUAGGUUCAUCCGUAGACUCAUAAAAAAAUCACUUACACAUCUCAAAUGGUGUUUGAACUGAAGAUUGGAUUUCAUUAGGCUUGGUGGAUUGCAGUUCAAAGUGGUCCUGCAACUCGUAAUGGGUGGAAAACAGGCUAUCAUUUGCAAUCUAAUGAUGGUGGCUUGGAUUCAUUGGCUAGCCUGUGGGUACUGAUACUCUGAUAUUGUUCGUGUACUGUUCGGCAUCACUGCUUUGGAUGAAUGGCAAUAAAUCCAGUAAAGUCGAGUCCAGAAAGAUCUAAUGGACCCUUUCUCUUUUCCUCUGCAACUUUGUUGUGUAAGAGCUUGGAUUGUGUGGAGCUAAGUUGGUUGUGAUAAAUUACAUGUCUUGUUGGAUGCUCUCCCUGAAACUUUUUGGUGAUCCAUAUCUACAAGUUGCCAUGUUUCUAUAGAUGAUGCUGAGAAACAUUUUUUUUUAUGCCUGAAGAGGAUAGAGGAUACCCGUGGUUGGUUUCAUCAUUCUUUUUGGAACUGGCCAUAAUCCAGAGCACUUUUUACUAAUAUUCACUAUGUGACGUUUAAUUUUCAAUUAUUUACAUAGGGGGUGUUUGCUAAAUAUCUGUUAGCUAAUAGUUGUUAGUUGAUUGUGUUAGCGGAUUUAACUAGUUGAUAGCAUUAGCUGAUUGUAGAAAGAUGUUUGGUAAAUCAUAGCUGAUUACAUACAAAAUGACUUUCUUAAAAA
Molecule: messenger RNA, 2696 nt
Organism: Ipomoea triloba (trilobed morning glory)
Lineage: Eukaryota; Viridiplantae; Streptophyta; Magnoliopsida; Solanales; Convolvulaceae
Product: pentatricopeptide repeat-containing protein At2g27800, mitochondrial-like
Exons: 3
Coding region: 447-1757 (436 amino acids)
Molecular function (GO): protein binding
Source: RefSeq, a predicted model, not a curated record